AUGUGGCGGGGCAUGUCUCGAUGGGCGAAGGCCGGCGCCGUCGUCGGCGGUUCCGUCGUCGCCGUCUUCGCUCUCGACGUCACCAAUGAAAAGCGGUUCAAUCGCCAGUUGGUCCGUUGGCCCUUUUUCUCACUAUCACGAAGGCUCGUUUAAGCGCAACUAUUUCCGCGUUGCCCAUGCUGAUCGACUGGCAGAACUCAAUAAAAGAACGCCCUCGGCCUUGCCAACGCGUAAGGAUCUUCUCGACUCUCUCAAGGUUUUUUUUUCUCAUGUUUUUGCGGAAAUCAGCUCACAGGCAAAGUCUGAACGGCCUCAAAAAGCCCUUAAGAAGAAGAGAAUAAAGCUCCUUUUUGAGUUUUUGAAAAGGUGCCAAAGGUUUUUCGAAAUCUCUUUUUUUCUGCCUCCUUUGUUCCCACCUCCUCAAAAGGUCCUUCUCAGGAAAAAGGUCUAUAGAAAAAAAAGCGCCUUUGAGGCCUUUUGGACUUUGGUUAGAAAAAGAAGAUGAUUUUAAUUUCUUAUUUUAGUAUUUCAAGUUGAAAAAAUAUUAAGCUCUCAGUUUCAACGUACUAAUCUGUCCUACAUGGGUAAAGUCCAAGAGGUCUCAAAAAGAUCUUCGGAAAAUAAGGCAACUUUUUCUUGACCGUUUUUUGAAACGGGCCUUUUAAGAAGGAAAAGUAAUGUUGAAAAAAGGAGACUUGGGAAACUUUUGUAACCUUUUUAGGAACACAAGAAGGAGCUUUAGACACCCUUUUUUUAAGGUCUUUGCGAGGUCGUUUGGACUUUGCCUAUGUAGGAGCAGAAUGUCCGUCUUGAAGCGGUUUUUUUAAAUUCUGCCGCUUAUUAGUUUUAUUUUGAACCUGCUCUUUUUCUGCUUUCUCCUACUUAGUAUGAAGCCUCAAAAACUGCUGGCCUUUUUCAGUCAGGAGAUGAGUUUGACAUUCUCAUCAUUGGCGGGGGUGCGACCGGCGCCGGCGUGGCUCUCGAUUCUCAGACCAGAGGUUCUUUUUCUCGAUUUAUUUUUCUGUUCCGAGUUUCACGACUUUUUUGAUUUCAGGCUUGAAGACGGCCCUAGUGGAGCUGGAUGACUUCUCAUCGGGAACGUCUUCCAGGUCAACAAAAUUGAUUCACGGAGGAGUCAGGUAUCUCCAAGCUGCCAUCAUGAAGGCCGACAUUGAACAGUACCGCAUGGUCAAGGUUAGGCUUUCCCUCUUUAUCGAACUUUAGUUUCGAAUUUUUUUUCUGAAAUUUUGAAGGGUACAUUGAUGAAUUUGUUGGUUCACAGUUACUUUUUUCUAGUUUUUGUUACGGAAAAGUUGUUUUUCCUGAUUGCUAUUUCACGGGCAAAGUCCAAAAGGUCUCAAAAAGGCCUCAAAAGCACCCUUAUUUCAAUACCUUUUUAAAAAGGACCUUUUGAGGAGGUAGAAAAAAACGAGGCGGGAAAAAGAUAGAAAAGCGAGAUUCCAAGAAACUAGUGACACCUAUUUAGGAGCUCGAAAAGCAGCUUUAAACUUUUCUUUUCAGGGCCUUUUCUGGGAAAUUUUUUAGUGGCCACUUAAAGGGUAAAAAAUGAGUGGCCACUAUAGAGGUCUAAGUGCUACUACUAGACCACUGAAAAUUUUAGUGGUUACUUUAGGUGUCAAUGGAUCAACAUAACUGGUCCAAUCUGUUUUUUUUUUUCUAAGUUAUCAGAGUUACUGGAAGGAAUACUGGAUGAAAAACUACAAGUGGCCACUAUAGAGGUGGGUUUAGUGGCCACUUUAGUGUCCUCUCCAAGUAGUCCUUGGCGAGCCUCUAUAGUGGCCACGAAAAGUUUUGCCAGUUUCUAGGUCGUUCGGACUUUGCCUGUGAAGGUUGAAGGUUAAAUGGAAAAUUUUUUCGGUUUCCAGUAACUUUUCUCUAGUUUUUCUUACAAAAAAAUUAUUUUUUUCCAAGUAAGAAUCAAUUGCAGGAAGCACUUUUCGAACGAGCAAAUCUUUUGGAAAUCGCGCCACAUCUCAGUUCUCCACUUCCCAUUAUGCUUCCCAUUUAUAAGUACAGUUCCAGUCAGUUUUGCAGAAAUACCUGUCUUUUUUCUCAGAUUAUGGCAAAUACCUUAUUACUGGAGUGGAAUCAAAGCCUACGACUUUGUGUCGGGCAAACGCGUUCUGAAGAACUCGUUCUACAUUAGCAAGGAACAGGCUCUCGAAAGGUAAUAUUCUCUUCUUUCAUGAAUAAAAUAGAUUCCUCGAGGUUCCCCAUGUUGAAAAACGAAUCUUUGAAAGGCGCUUUGAUCUACUACGAUGGCCAACACAACGACGCCAGAAUGAACCUGGCCAUCAUCCUCACGGCCAUCCGACAUGGCGCCAAAGUGAAAACUCUUGUCAGGCUCUGAAUUUUGCUCCUUUUCAGUGCGCCAACCACGUUCGCGUCGAACGACUCAACAAGAGUGAAGACGGAAAAGUCGUCGGAGCACAUCUGAAAGAUAUGGUCAGCUCAUUGGUCCUUUGUGUGCUUGGGAUAGUUAUAGUUGACGGCUCGCUUGAGCCAUCAAAAAAAGGGUCCUGGCACGACAGUGCACGAGAUAGUACCUGGAUCGUGGAGAGCGCAGACAGGCCACCCCUUUUUGCGUCUCAAGCUAGCCGUUGAACUUCACUAGUUCAUUAGAUAGUUUUCAUGUUGAAUUGUGAGACUUAAAUACUUUAGAGUGGUCCCUAUAGGGGCAAACUUAUGGACCCUUGGAGGGUCUCCUCUAGGGACCACUAAAGCUUGCAGAAGUGGUCCCUCUAGGGUCAUUCUAAUCGAUAACUUUCACGUACUCUUUGCGAAGAAGCAUUUCCAUGCGAAAAGUUGAAUAAAUAAGCGUGUUUACCCCUAUAGGAACCACUUUUUCAGCCCCUAUAGGGAAUUUUUCCCUUAACCCCUAUAGGGACCACUCUAAAAUUCCUAAGAAGGUUCUGAAUUUGUUAACGUAAUGAACUUCCUUAUUUGAUAUUUUAAGAUAUUUCAGUUGAAACGGAAAUGCCGAGAGCAAAGUAUUAUUACGUAGAAACGAUAUAAUUAAAAUUUUAGAAUUGUUCAAAGUUUUUUUCAGAUAACGGGAGCCGAGUGGGACAUCAAAUCGAAGGUGGUGGUCAACGCGACCGGACCGUUCACCGACACGAUCCGGCUGAUGGGAGACCCCGACACCAAUCCGAUCUGCGCGCCGAGCUCCGGAGUCCACAUCACUCUUCCUGGAUACUACAGGUCCUCCAGCUCCUCAUGACUAGAACAUCAUCCUUUUCUGGAAGUUUUCAUAGCGUUCCUUAUUUUUUUUUUCAUAUCAAAAAGCUCUCUGACAAGGUGAUUCCUUGGACGCCAUCCUCAAAACCUUCUUCAACUUUGACUUCAGUCCUUCCAACACUGGACUACUCGAUCCGGACACUUCGGAUGGCCGCGUCAUUUUCUUCCUCCCCUGGGAACGAAUGACCAUUGCUGGAACCACCGACGCGCCUUCCGAACUCACUCUUUCGCCUCAACCAAAGGACCAAGACAUCGAGUUCAUCCUUCAAGUCGGAGACUUCUCUCAGCCUCUUCCCAUCCGCCGGCUUUCAGGAGAUCCGUGGAUACUUGUCCAAGGAUGUUUCUGUUCGUCGAGGCGACGUCAUGAGCGCCUGGUCUGGCCUCAGACCUCUGGUCCGAGAUCCGAACAAGAAGGACACCAAGAGCUUGGCCAGAAACCACAUUAUCGAGGUAUUUAUCCGUGUUUCACUUUUCUAAAAUAUUGCUCCAAGGACUUCAUGGGGGGUCUAGUGUGAAAUCAGCGAACUUCAUGAAGGGGGGGUGGAAAAAUGAAAUCAGCGGACGGAGUAUCUUAAUCUAAACCCUCCCCCCCUUAUUGCCAAGUGGAGACGAUCCUAGAAUGCCUAGACAACCUUCAAGAAUAGCCCCCUCCAACUUUAACUUUGGAAUAAGCAUAGCAAGCCUUGUCCGGUUAAGCCCCCCACAUUCCAGAAUCGCCCCCCUUCCCCCUCCCAUCAUUCUAGAAGUUUCGCCUAUUCUAGAAGUUUUUUCUAUCCCAUUAGAAUUGAAGAGAUGAGUUGCACUGGUAUAAUACUUGCUUAUGAAGGUUGGAAAGUCGGGUUUGGUGACGAUCGCCGGAGGAAAAUGGACGACCUACCGACACAUGGCCGAGGAGACGGUGGACACGUGCGUCAGAGAACACAAGCUGGAGCCGGUGAGCGGCUGCGUCACGCCGGGACUUCUGCUGGAAGGCGCCCACGACUGGGAUCCUCUCCUCUACAUCCACCUCGUCCAGGACUACGGGAUGGAAGUCGACGUGAGUUUCAUUUGAGAAAAAAUUUUUUUUCGGCGAGACAGAAUUUUGCCUAAAGGCAGUAGAAAACGUAGAAAACGGGCAGUAAAAAACGGGGUUUCGAGUGUAAUUAGCACCUUGUAGAGUUUUUAUUGACAAACGAACGGUGUACUCAAAAAAUAACAGAUAUGACUACUUGACUACUAGAAAAAUGCGAUUUUAUUUUCCUGCCUUUAAUUUUGAAAUAUGUUUUGGUGUACCGUAGCCUUUCACACGAUUUUGCGGAUUUUGUGAGAUAUAACCGAAUUUUUCCUUCAGAUCGAAAGUUUCUUUUCUGAAAAAUCAUUUACGCACACCAUUAGUAAAGUUUACGCAAAAUAUCGAUAUCCCAACCGAAAAUUGUAUAAAAUCAUCACUUUUUUACAAGAGUGGCAUUUUGCGAUCAAAUUCUGCAAAUUAUACAUGGAAAGAGAGUUUUUGUGACGAAAAAACUAUGAAGACAGUAUAGUCUGUUCAGACUAACUCCGCCCCUGCUGAGACGGUACCUUUUCGCGUCGAUGUUUCAUCGCGCGGGACUAAUUUUGAUCUUUUUCGAUCUAAAAGAUAGAAAAAGAGGUCAAAAAAGCACCCUUAUUAAAGGGCCAUUGGCAUAUGUAGAUAAAACAUUGACGCGAAAGAUAUUGUAGCCUUGGGGGUGGAGUUAGCUACUUGACAUUCAAAAUCUGAACAGACUAUAGAAAAAAUUAAAAAUUGAAGAAAACACGAAAACCAGGAAAAUUGCGAUGCCUUUACUGCAAAACGCCCUUUUGGCGGGAACUCAAACUUUUUUCUAUCUGAAUAACUUUUUCUCCAAAUAUAGGAACUUCUGUAAACUUUCGAGUAUACCUUUCGACAGGCAAUUAAAAACUCUAUAAGAUGCUUUUUUCACUUGAAAACCCGGUUUUUCACUGCCCCUAUGGCUUUAAGCAUUCCCUGAAGAAACAUUCUCAUGAAAAUCUCGAAGAAACAUCAAAAAAUUAUGUAUCCGUUUGACUGGAAAAAUGAAGUUGAUACGUUUUUCAAGUACGAAGUUUAGUGGUAAAGGUAGAGAAGAGAAGUUCCAUUUAUUUUCCACACUUUUUCAUCAAAAGAUUGUCAAAAUUUCAGGUGGCGCAGCACCUGGCCAACACCUACGGCGACCGAGCUUUCGUCGUGGCUCGUAUGUGCAAAAUGACAGGAAAGAGGUGGCCGAUCGUCGGCAACCGACUUCAUCCGGAAUUCCCAUACCUCGACGCUGAGGUCCGCUACGCCGUCCGCGAAUACGCCAACACGGCGAUCGACGUCAUCGCCCGUCGAAUGCGUCUCGCCUUCCUGAACACCUACGCCGCGCACGAAGUCCUGCCCGACGUGGUGAGGAUCAUGGGCGAGGAGCUCAAAUGGAACGCCGCCGAGCAACGAGCUCAGUUGGACCGCGCCCGGCAGUUCAUCGACAUGGAGAUGGGUCAACUCGCCAAGCAGAACGCUGCCAGCAACGUUCCUCUCAACUUGACCAGGUACUGUGUUUUCUUUUAUACCUUCAAAGACCUGCCAGUGGAGGGCGUAUUUUUAUAGGCGAAAUUGGAAGGAACCUUCACGGGCCUGUUACAGGUGCUAAAGGGUUUCCUUUUUGCAGCCUUUUAAACGUCCUUCCAUCGGUCUUUAUCCACCCUUUUCGGACCCUUUUUAGAACCGCGACUUUUUUUUAAUUGAGAAUAAUCUUUACAAGUGACUGUGUAUGAACCAAAAUAAGCUACAGUAAUAAAAUCGGAAAUCAAUAGCAGAGACUUUCAGAAGCCUUUUGCACUCUCACUCUUUCUUCACCCUUUUUGCGGCUUCUCCCUUUUUUCCCCCUUUUUUGAAUCUUUUUAGCCCACCUAGAAUCAAAGACUUAAUAAAGGCUCUAAAAAGGGACCCUUUUAAUGGCCAUUUUGCAGUCACUCCCUUUUUGCGCCCGUUUUCCGCACUUCCGACUUUGGCAGUGCCUUUAAAGACCUGCCAGUGGAGGCCGUCUUAUUAUAGGCGAAAUUGAAAGGACCCUUAAUGGGCCUUUAGAGAGUUUGUUACUGGCGCAAAAGGUUUCCAAAACGGUUGCCUUUCACUGCCUUUUUCCGUUCAUUCAUCGGCCUUUAUCCACCCUUUUCGGACCCUUUUGAGAACCGCAAUUUUUUUAAAGCUUCAACAGUCCUUUUUAGCCCACCAAGUAUGAAUUGCUCAAUAAAGGGAGAAAAAUGGCAUCCUUUUAGAAGUGCCUAAUAUGGAGUUUUUGCAGAGAUGAAAUGCAAAUAGCAAAGGAUCGGUUCGCUAAACUCGACAAAGACAAGAAGGGCCAUAUCACUGUCAACGAUCUUCGUCGUUACUUCAGAGUAACUUUUCAAUGUUUUCUGAACCCCUAAAUGUUCGGUUCCAGGAGCACAACCAGAAGAUUGACGAACGUGUUCUGCACGAGCUUCUCAACGAGGUCGAUCUGAACAAGAACGGCGAAAUCGAAAUCGCCGAAUUCUUCCAGGUUCUUUUACUUUUGUUGGUUGAAGUUAUGAUGAUAUUCUUCAGCUCUACUCGGGCUUGAAGGGCGGUCAGAUCACGGGAAAUCGGCUCGUCGGCUACCUCGACGAGCUUCACGGAACUCCCAACGUCAACCGCGCCUGCGGAGGUCUUUGAAGACUUUCUUUGUUGCCGAAUAUAUUUAUUCACGAGACCAAAUAUGCCUAGAAUAUUCAGAAUUUUAAUAUCGUUGUGUAUCAAACUCGGUUAUUUUCUUCUCAUUAUUUAGUUUCGCUCGAUCUAGCCAUUCUCAAUAAUUAGUAUUCGAUGAGAUGUGUAUCAUUCAUUCAAGCCAAAAAAGAAUUUCAACACUUUUAGUCAGCUUAUAUUGCACCCAUUUCAUUCAAUUUCUCAACGUUGUUUGUAAUUUCUCAUUUUACAAUCAUUUUUUUGAUGCUCAAAUACUAAUCGCGUUUUUUUCUUCCUUCAAAUAGCCUACCUUUGUAAAAUCGACAUAAUAGCUAUAUUUAAUAUAUUAAUGCAUUGCUGCGUUUUUUUUUCUUCAUGUUUGAUUGCAUUUCAGCCGUUUUACCAAAUAAAUUGUGUUUCAGGCAAAACGGCUCAAAGUUGCCACGAUCACAGAAAAAAAUCGACGUGCGGAAGUUAG
Messenger RNA from Caenorhabditis auriculariae, 7436 nucleotides. The record is from the annotation of a GenBank genome assembly. NCBI's taxonomy places the organism in Eukaryota, Metazoa, Nematoda, Chromadorea, Rhabditida, Rhabditidae.